AUGGCUCAGCCACAAAUUUCAUGCUCAGUCAUCAUUGUGGGUGCUGGACUCGGCGGGUUGGCUUCAGCGCUUGCGCUCCGGCAAGCGGGCCACACUGUGACUGUAUUUGAACGCAGUCCCGAAUUACGAGAGAUUGGUGCAGGGAUACAGCUAUCGCCAAACGCCACUAAACUGCUGCGGAGCUGGGGUGUCUUGGACGAGGUACGCAAAUAUGCGUUCCAGCCCGAGACUGGGACCCUGCGUACGUACCGAGGCAAAGUUGUGUCGCAACAUCCACCUGGUUCAAUCAUCGAGCGCAUGCUCCAGGCACCGUAUCUGGUCAUUCAUCGCGCAGACCUGUUGAACGUCUUGUUGGAUGCAGCACAGCGGAGUGGUGUUGAGGUCAGAUUGGGGUGUGAGAUUGAAGAGCUUGACUUUUCGAAGCCAUCACUGCGCCUCUCCACAGGAACUAUCCACGAAUCAGACGUGAUCUUGGGUGCAGAUGGGGAAAGGUCGUUCUGCCGAAGCGCCCUUCUAGGCCGCGCCGAUCUUCCACGCAAUACUGGUGAUGUUGUUUUCCGCAUUGCUGUGCCGCGCCGAGACAUUGCGACCGCUGACGCACACCCGUCCAAAGAGCUGACACGACAAGCCAGUGUAAACCUUUGGAUGGGGCCUGAUGCACAUGGUGUAUCAUAUCUACUCAGAAACGACAUCCUCAAUGUGGUCCUCGUACAUGCUGACCACUCUGGCACCCAGGAAGUCAUGUUUGGACCCCAAAAGGCGGACCUGGACGAGCUGAAGAGGGUCUUCUCGGGCUGGGAUCCGGCGCUGACAGAGCUCAUGCAGGUGCAGCAGUCGGAGUGCACCAAGUGGACAUUAUUCCAGAUUGACGAGUUGGACCGCUGGAGCCACGACAGCGGGCGGUUUGCCCUGAUUGGCGACGCCGCACAUGCGAUGCUCCCCUUCCUUGCGCAGGGGGCAGCCCAAGCAUUCGAAGACGCAGGGGUCCUGGGUACCAUCUUCGCACGACUGGCUAGCAAGACUCAGAUCCCAGAUGCGCUGGGUGUGUUUGAACUGCUACGCAAACCACGUGUAGCACGCAUCCGCCAGAUGGUAUUGGCCCAGAAGGUUGCUUAUGGGCUCCCAGACGGCCCAGUCCAGGAGGAGCGCGAUGCACGAUUGGCCCAGGGCCCUGACGCAGCAGUUUGGCAGUGGCUGUGGGGUUACGAUGCGAUUGCCGAGGCGGCCAAGGCCUGGCAGGAGUUCAAUGAGAAGCAAGGCAAACCGGGUAAAGAUGAGGCCGGGUCAGGUCUAGAACACCGCGCAGCUGAGGGAUCUGACUGA
Messenger RNA from Neoarthrinium moseri, 1323 nucleotides. RefSeq lists its product as uncharacterized. The transcript has 3 exons. Gene Ontology annotation, molecular function: monooxygenase activity; FAD binding. Lineage: Eukaryota; Fungi; Ascomycota; Sordariomycetes; Amphisphaeriales; Apiosporaceae. Gene Ontology annotation, biological process: secondary metabolite biosynthetic process. Bases 1 to 1323 code for a protein of 440 amino acids. The record is from RefSeq and is a predicted model, not a curated record.